GAAGAACGAGAAAGCGUGCGCAUGUGAGAGAGACUCAGAGACUACUAGAUAGAGAGAGAGAGAGAGGGAUAUAGUGAGAGAGUGAGAGAGACAGACAGAGAGAGAAGGCUGAAGCACAGAGUGAAGUAAAUAAAGAAAGACAGUAGUGGCGCAGUGCUUCUCUGUCUACUGUAGAUGUACAAUUCUGUUGUCUGUGGAGACAGUGUGAUACCAGGACUAUACAUUUGCUAUCUCACCCAAUUGUCUCCUAUCAGCUGGAUUUACUCAGAAAAGGACAUCAAUGACCAUUGGACCAUUUACUUGUUCACAAUAUUGCAGGCACUAAAGGUGGACUUUUAACAAGUGCAGUGACAAUGCAGGAGCAUCUCUCAGUCCAGCACAUGGGCACCAGGAGCACAAAGUUCUCCUAGUAGUGAGGUUUGUCCUGGGCCUCGUCCAAACUACCAUGCCUGACCUCCUGGCCAACCUGAGUGUUCCAUGGGGCACACAGGCGAUGGUGAGCCCCAACCUGACAGCAGCUGCCCUGGUUGUGCCGGGGUCAGACAAGACUCUGGCCCCCUUCUGCACCUUCUGCUGCUGUGGCCUGCUGAACCGUACCCUGGCUGUGGUGUUUAUGGUCAGUCUGGCCUUCGCCAUAGUGGUGGGCAACGUGGUCACGCUCACCGUCUUCAUGCAGACAAGACAGGUCCGUACACCACAGGGAUACCUCAAAGUCUCUCUGGCCAUAGCGGACAUGAUGGUUGGAGUGCUGGUGGUUCCUUUCUCUGUCUACACUGAGAUCUCUCUGAUGGUGACCAGUUCCCCUCCUGUCUGGUACCAGGGGGGCACUGACCCCUCCAUGGGGGGCCUGGUGGGCCCCUGGCAGCCCUGCAUGCUGAUUGGUCCAGUCUUCGCCGGCUGUACAUUUGUCUCAAUCAGUACUAUUUUCCUGAUGACGGUAGAGCGCUGUGUGGCCAUCUUAUGGCCCCUACAUAAGGACCACCUGGUGACACGGAGACGCACCCUGUUUCUCAUCCUCUUCUCCUGGGCAGGCAGUUUCCUCCUGGCCCUGGCCCCCCUCAUCCUCAGUAACAACUUCACACUGGAGUACAGUGAGUGCAGCCGGAUGUGUAACUACGUCCCCCUGUGGGAUGGAGUCACGCUGCCCUCUGACGCCAACAUCCUCCUGCUGUUCCCUGUGUUUGACUUCACGCUGCUGGGCGGCACCCUGGUAUUCAACAUCCUGUCCUUCACCAGCAUUCGCCACUACACACGCAAACGUAAGCUCAUGUCAGAGGGGAAUGUAGGGGUGGAGGGAGGGGGAGGCGGCUGCCAACAUAGACCCUCCUUCUCUGACAUCAAGGCCGCCAAGACGAUCAGCAUUCUGACGUUUGCCUUCACGGCUUCCUUCACCCCCAUCGCUGUGUUUGUGCUGGGCAAAGUGGUGGGCUUCACCUGGUGCAACUUCUCCUUUGUAGCCUUCUGGAUCCUGACUGGGAACAGCUGCUGUAAUGUGAUAAUAUACAGCGUGAGAGACCAGCGCUUCAAGAAAGGAGUGACUCUGCUUUUUCAGAGGGAGCACUCACCUUCCCAUGGGGAGAAAGGCGGAGCUACACCACCCCCACCUACCUUGUGACUACACCCCAAAACCCCACCUCCUCUAUUUUGAAAAGACAACCAGUGCCCUUUCCUUUAACUUUACUAUGGAGAGAGGGAUUUAAUCGGCAUUUAACUUCAGGUAAAACAACAACAACAAAAAUACACAAUUAUGGAAAAUGAAUUGUUUCCAUUUUUUUUUCACUGUGUUUAAAUAAUGAAACAUAACUGUAGCUAACCUAUGCGGUAUCUAGUAGUUGCCAGUUAUUCCCAGCAUCAUUUAAAUCAUAUGACUCAAGCUGUCUCAUUGGACUAGGUGAGAUAUCUGUGGGGGAUAUCUUAAUAACAUGCACUUUAUCAUAGAGUUGUAAGUAAUGUAUGGUUUUCAUUUGUUUUGUGACAUGUUUUGUGACUAUCCUGAAACGUGUUAAUUUUGCACAAUUUUCUCUAUAACAGCUUUUAUUUUUGCUAUAAUACCAUUAUAUUCAUGAGGAUGGCCCAAUCAAAUGUGAGUGAAUGAAAUGAAUCUAAAUGAAGAGUAAUGUUGAUUUUUUAUAAAGUUAUGGGCAAAUCCACGGGUCCAUGAUCUGUACUACACAGACAUGCAUAAUUAUGGAUAUGAAUGUCAUUCUCUUCAAUGUAAUGUAUCCUGAAUAGGUUCACAAAGGUUUACAUAUGCAAUAUCCUCUUUUGCAUAUUCAUGUAUUAUUCUACACACUGGAUAUUAUUUUAAUUAGCUCCGCCCCCAAACAAGACCAAAUGAAAUCUGAACCAAUCAUAGAUGUCUUUGUUUCACAAGUUUAGACAUCAAAGUACAGCAGAGCACAGUAGAGUACAAUACAGCACAGUAGAGUACAAUACAGCACAGUAGAGUACAAUACAGCACAGUAGAGUACAAUACAGCACAGUAGAGUAGAAAUCAUUACAGUAGAGUUCUGUACAGUACAGUACAGUACAGUACACUAUAGUGUACUCAACUGUAGUGUGCCCUACUGUGUACUGUACUAAACUCUACUGUACAGUACUGUACUAAACUAUACUCUACUUUUCUGUACUGUGCUGUGUACUGUGCUGUGCUGUCCAAACUUGUGAACCAAACUGUGAUUUGUGACUACUAUUUCAAGGCACAAGGCAAUGUUUCAUAAACUUACAGAAGGCAGAAACAUUUCUCCAACGCGAAAUAUGUGAUGAUAUUAGUUGGCAGGGGUCAUUUCUUCAACAUUAUUGUGUUUUGAUGUAUUUCUGAUGCCAUUUUAAGACUUUUUCUGGUAGUUUUCAAAGACCCCUUUUCCAGAAAUUCAAAGCACUUGCUUAUUCCUAAUUUCUAAGAUGGAAAAUGGUUAAAAAAAAUAUAGACUCUUAGCUUUCAUUUGACACCCAGUCUGACAUGCUCCUAUGACCUUUACAUGUUGGUGUUCAUGGGCCCUUAUACAUGAAAAUGACCUUAUUCAUCGUAUGGAUGCCAGUGUACACAAGGAAAAAUGUAUCUGAAUGGUACAACAAGCAAAAAUGAAUACGAAACAUAAAUGAAACAUUUAUAAAUUCACUGAAAUAGGCAUAACGAUUCAGAUGCCUUAUCUUAUGUUUUGAGGGUGAAUGACCCACAAAGACCAAAUCCUCUGUUUAAUCUGUUCUGUUUAGCGGCUGUAAAGUUACACCAUUAGAGAGGCUACAUUUACCUCUGAAUAUUCUCAUACCAUUAUAUGUUGUUUAUAAGAUUACUAGUAUUAUUCAAGGAAAAACAUGCUCCAGAUAUUUACAGCAUGUAUACAAUGUUGAUCAAAUAAAUGCUAAUCAAUUUAUUUAAAUUCAAAUAAUAUCUAACUCGAAAUUACAUGACUAAAGUAAACAUUUUGUAGCAUUUUCAAUAAACAUCACUCAAAGAAAUCAGGAUCAUUUCCACAUGAUUUGUACUAAAUAGCUGUUUGGUACAUUUUGUCACAGUGACGAUGAUAUUUUAUGAAAAUAAAAUAUCUGUUUUGAAAUAUUUUACAAGCUUAGAGACUUUGGUUUAUGUACAAUGUGAACAUUGCUGUGUCAAUAUGUAAGCACUGUACAGAACUUUAUCAGUAUUGCAUUAUUCAUCAGAUGACGUCAGAUUUAGUCAUAAACGCAUUUGGAAACACUUGA
This is a messenger RNA of Oncorhynchus kisutch (coho salmon), 3705 nucleotides long. RefSeq names its product trace amine-associated receptor 13c. Gene Ontology annotation, biological process: G protein-coupled receptor signaling pathway. Gene Ontology annotation, molecular function: G protein-coupled adenosine receptor activity. NCBI's taxonomy places the organism in Eukaryota, Metazoa, Chordata, Actinopteri, Salmoniformes, Salmonidae. The coding region runs from base 446 to 1615 and encodes 389 amino acids. The record is from RefSeq and is a predicted model, not a curated record. The transcript has 3 exons. Gene Ontology annotation, cellular component: plasma membrane; synapse; dendrite.